Messenger RNA from Perkinsus marinus ATCC 50983, 156 nucleotides. RefSeq lists its product as hypothetical. The annotation marks the transcript as partial. The record is from RefSeq and is a predicted model, not a curated record. The transcript has 2 exons. Lineage: Eukaryota; Perkinsozoa; Perkinsida; Perkinsidae.
CCCGAGAUAUUCUUCAAUAAGCCCGAAGUUCAAACCCAGCUAGGGGUUGAUAAACAAUGGCAUAAGAAUAACGAAGAUGUGCUUGACGCCUUUCUAAAGUACACCGCUUAUGAUACAACAUCGUUCGUAACUCACCUCCUCGACAAAGGUUUGAAG